AACAUGGCAAAAGAUAAGUUUAUCCGCGUCGGACAUUCAUCCCAAAAGAUCUCAAGUUCUUCAGCUAUCAUAGCCCCUGCUUGCUGUGCCUCCUUGGAAGCUUGUCUCAAUUCCACGCUACGUACCGUGCCCGACGACUCCAAAAACUCCCAAGAUAAUUUCCUCCCUUUCCUUUCCUCUCCAUUUGAUUCUCUUCUCUAAAAAUGUCAACAGGAACCCUAGCCGCUGCUGGCCCUCUAACCACAACAUUCACGCCCUCCCCAGCCUGCACAAACGAUUUCUACACCGCGCCUACAUACUACAGCAUCGGCGGUCCGCUAGCAAGCACGUGUUUCCCGUCCGGUUGGGCUUCUACAUCGCAGUAUUUCAGUCCGGGGGUGUGUCCUGAGGGAUAUACGCAAGCAUGUGCUUCCAUUUCUGCUUCUGAGACUUUUGCUACUUGUUGUCCGAGUGGAUAUGUGUGUUAUACACCGACGAUAUUCAAUUUCGUGGGACAGGCGUGCGCUUCGGUAUUUACGAGCCAGAUCACGACGACGGUCACGGAUGGGUCGGCGUUGACGGUGUUGCUUGCUACGUUGCAUACGAAGACUGAGGCUGUGAAUGGAUAUGGAGUUUCUAUUCGAUAUAACGCGAACGAUUUUGCUACUAGCAGCAGUAGUAGUAGUGCUCCCACCACAUCAUCUAGCUCAGGCUCAAGCACCAGUAAUAGUGCCAGCUCCGCUACAACCUCUCCUCCAGCAUCACCAUCCACAACAGCUUCAUCCGGCCUAUCAACAGGUGCAAAAGCGGGUAUCGGCAUCGGGAUAGCAGCAGUGGGACUCCUAGCCUUGGUCGCACUAGGAUUUUUCAUCAUGAAGAAGAGAAGGAGGGCGUUGCCAGACUAUACUGUCCAUGAAGCAGAUGGCAUUGGAAAGCAAGGCUGGGAUGGACAGCCGAAGGUCCAUAAGGUCUCUUCGGCUGUCCAUGAGGUCUUCACACCUCCAUCCGAGUUAGAUGGCAACUCGCCUAGAGGAGCUCCUGAGGUAUAUGAUGGUUCGAAUUUCAGAUGACGAGUUUGUGUUUGUAUAUACUUCAGCGCUGCAAUUUGUAUAGUAACGAUGAUGAUACCCAGGUAACCUGUUUUCUGAAUUGCUUGUCUGGCU
Molecule: messenger RNA, 1142 nt
Organism: Mollisia scopiformis
Lineage: Eukaryota; Fungi; Ascomycota; Leotiomycetes; Helotiales; Mollisiaceae
Exons: 2
Coding region: 204-1049 (281 amino acids)
Source: RefSeq, a predicted model, not a curated record